CAUCUCUCACUGUACUUGAUUCUUUCAUGACACAGGUCACUACUGAAAUCCAAGAAGGUGGACGAGUGUAUUGUAUCAGUGGAUAUUGGAAUCCUACAGCUCAAGAUUUGCUUGUAUUGAAUACAGAAACACCCAAAGAUACAAGGGUGUUCAUGACUGUAGCCAUUGACCUGGUGGUYGCUAAGGUGACAGAACCAGUACGCUUUAUCUAUGAAACCAAGGCCAGAAUCUUCCCACAAAACGACAGGUUUUGGAACAUCAACAAACCAAGAAUUCACGAUGUGUAUGUGAUGGAGYUGAAAAAAGAGGCUGUCAAUGAGGAUACUGGAGAAAAGGGUUAUGAAGUGAAGAGUAUUAUUAGUGAGAAUGAGAUGAUAGCAAGAGGACAGCUUGUAGAGCAACGAAUUCCAUUCAAUCAAUCACCUACAGACAAGAACCUUGAAGAUGAUGAUGAUGAAGAUGAUGAUGAACCACUGCUGUCAGGGUCAGGAAUGGUACAAAAGGAAUGUACUGAAGAAGAGCUUUGCAGCUGGUCUGAACUGCUCUCAAAGUGGAAAGAUGUCUCCGUUAAGCCUCGCCAACUUUACUCUCUGGUAAAAAAGGGAAUCCCUGAGCCAUUACGAGGUCAAGUAUGGCAGAUGAUGUCUGGUUUGCAGGAAGAUGAUGAUCUGCUUGACAGCUACAAGCAUUUACUGAAAAGGGAAUCCCCCACAGAGCAGGUGAUAGUAUGGGAUAUCAGGAGAACCUACCCUGCACACGACUACUUUAAAGACAACGGGGGACCAGGACAAGAAGCUCUUUACAAGAUAAGCAAGGCAUACUCUGUUUAUGAUGAGGAAGUUGGUUACUGUCAAGGGAUUUCCUUUUUCUCUGCUGUUUUACUUCUGCAUAUGCCUGAAGAGCAAGCCUUUGCUGUGCUUGUCAAGAUGAUGUCUGACUAUGGGUUGAGAGAGAUCUUCAGAAAUGAGUUCCAAUUGCUGCAUUUGAAGUUUUUUCAACUGGAGAGAAUGAUUGAGGAAUCAAUGUCAGACCURUUCAGUCAUUUUCAGCAUAAUGGCAUAGAGGCUCAUAUGUAUGCCUCGCAGUGGUUUCUGACGUUGUUCACAGCAAAGUUCCCUCUUUCGAUGGUUUUCUGGAUUAUUGACAUUGUGCUUUGCUUGGGGACUGAUUUUGUCUUUCAAAUGGCUGUGGCUUUACUCAAGGAUGCAAGGAAAGAGCUCCUUCAACUGGACUUUGAAGGAAUUCUCAAGUAUUUCAGGGUUACAAUGCCCAAGAAAUACAUGGAUGAAGAACGCUAUAAACAGCUGUUUGCUUCAGCACUUGGCAUCAAGGUAAAUGCUAAARUCUAUAUAGCAAGUAUGAAAGAAAGUUUUGAUACUGACAUUUUUUAA
Messenger RNA from Exaiptasia diaphana, 1391 nucleotides. Its product is annotated as rab GTPase-activating protein 1-like. Lineage: Eukaryota; Metazoa; Cnidaria; Anthozoa; Actiniaria; Aiptasiidae. The transcript has 11 exons. The record is from RefSeq and is a predicted model, not a curated record. The coding region runs from base 27 to 1391 and encodes 454 amino acids.